Knipowitschia caucasica is the source of this 3915-nucleotide messenger RNA. Lineage: Eukaryota; Metazoa; Chordata; Actinopteri; Gobiiformes; Gobiidae. The record is from the annotation of a GenBank genome assembly.
AUGCAAAUCCGACUCUACAGUCCGACUCUGAAGUCCGGCUCUACAGUCCGACUCUACAGUCCGACUCUACAUCCGACUCUACAGUCUGACUCUACAGUCCGACUCUACAGUCCGACUCUACAGUCCGACUCUAAAGUCCGGCUCUACAGUCCGACUCUACAGUCCGACUCUACAGUCCGACUCUACAGUCUGACUCUACAUCCGACUCUACAGUCCGACUCUAAAGUCCGACUCUACAGUCUGACUCUACAGUCCGACUCUACAGUCCGACUCUACAGUCCGACUCUAAAGUCCGGCUCUAGAGUCCGACUCUACAGUCCGACUCUACAGUCCGACUCUACAUCCGACUCUAAAGUCCGACUCUACAGUCUGACUCUACAGUCCGACUCUACAGUCCGACUCUACAGUCCGACUCUACAGUCCGACUCUACAGACUCUAAAGUCCAGCUCUACAGUCCGACUCUACAGUCCGACUCUACAGUCCGACUCUACAGUCCGACUCUGAAGUCCGGCUCUACAGUCCGACUCUACAGUCCGACUCUACAUCCGACUCUACAGUCUGACUCUACAGUCCGACUCUACAGUCCGACUCUACAGUCCGACUCUAAAGUCCGGCUCUACAGUCCGACUCUACAGUCCGACUCUACAGUCCGACUCUACAGUCUGACUCUACAUCCGACUCUACAGUCCGACUCUAAAGUCCGACUCUACAGUCUGACUCUACAGUCCGACUCUACAGUCCGACUCUACAGUCCGACUCUAAAGUCCGGCUCUAGAGUCCGACUCUACAGUCCGACUCUACAGUCCGACUCUACAGACUCUAAAGUCCAGCUCUACAGUCCGACUCUACAGUCCGACUCUACAGUCCGACUCUACAGUCCGACUCUGAAGUCCGGCUCUACAGUCCGACUCUACAGUCCGACUCUACAGUCUGACUCUACAUCCGACUCUACAGUCCGACUCUACAGUCCGACUCUAAAGUCCGGCUCUACAGUCCGACGUCGACUACAGUCCGACUCUACAGUCGACUCUACAGUCGACUUACAGUUGACUUACAGUUCGGACUUGUACAGUGUAGAGACUUCCGACUCUGAAGUCCGGCUCUACAGUCCGACUCUACAGUCCGACUCUACAGUCCGACUCUACAGUCCGACUCUGAAGUCCGGCUCUACAGUCCGACUCUACAGUCCGACUCUACAGUCCGACUCUACAUCCGACUCUACAGUCCGACUCUACAGUCUGACUCUACAGUCUGACUCUACAGUCCGACUCUACAGUCCGACUCUACAGUCCGACUCUACAGUCCGACUCUACAGUCCGACUCUACAGUCCGACUCUAAAGUCCGGCUCUACAGUCCGACUCUACAGUCCGACUCUACAGUCCGACUCUACAGUCUGACUCUACAGUCUGACUCUACAUCCGACUCUACAGUCCGACUCUACAGUCCGACUCUACAGUCCGACUCUGAAGUCGACUCUACAGUCCGACUCUACAGUCGACUCUACAGUCUGACUCUACAGUCCGACUCUACAGUCCGACUCUACAGUCCGACUCUACAGUCCGACUCUACAGUCCGACUCUACAGUCCGACUCUACAGUCCGACUCUACAGUCCGACUCUACAUCCGACUCUACAGUCCGACUCUACAGUCCGACUCUACAGUCCGACUCUACAGUCCGACUCUACAGUCUGACUCUACAGUCCGACUCUACAGUCCGACUCUACAGUCUGACUCUAAAGUCCGACUCUACAGUCCGACUCUAAAGUCCGACUCUACAGUCCGACUCUACAGUCCGACUCUACAGACUCUAAAGGGUCCAGCUCUACAGUCCGACUCUACAGUCCGACUCUACAGUCCGACUCUACAGUCCGACUCUGAAGUCCGCCUCUACAGUCCGACUCUGAAGUCCGCUCUACAGUCCGACUCUACAGUCCGACUACAGUCAGACUCUACAGUCCUCUCUACAGUCCGAAGUCUACAGUCCGACUCUACAGUCCGACUCUACAGUCGACUCUACAGUCCGACUCUACAGUCCGACUCUACAGUCCGACUCUACAGUCCGACUCUACAGUCCGACUCUGAAGUCCGGCUCUACAGUCCGACUCUACAGUCCGACUCUACAUCCGACUCUACAGUCCGACUCUACAGUCCGACUCUACAGUCCGACUCUAAAGUCCGGCUCUACAGUCCGACUCUACAGUCCGACUCUACAGUCCGACUCUACAGUCUGACUCUACAGUCUGACUCUACAGACUCUAAAGUCCAGCUCUACAGUCCGACUCUACAGUCCGACUCUACAGUCCGACUCUACAGUCCGACUCUGAAGUCCGGCUCUACAGUCCGACUCUACAGUCCGACUCUACAUCCGACUCUACAGUCUGACUCUACAGUCCGACUCUACAGUCCGACUCUACAGUCCGACUCUAAAGUCCGGCUCUACAGUCCGACUCUACAGUCCGACUCUACAGUCCGACUCUACAGUCUGACUCUACAGUCUGACUCUACAUCCGACUCUAAAGUCCGACUCUACAGUCCGACUCUAAAGUCCGACUCUACAGUCCGACUCUACAGUCUGACUCUACAGUCCGACUCUACAGUCCGACUCUACAGUCCGACUCUAAAGCAGAGGACAGCCGUGGUGGUGGACAAAGGGCAGAGGACAGCCGUGGUGGUGGACAAAGGGCAGAGGACAGCCGUGGUGGUGGACAAAGGGCAGAGGACAGCCGUGGUGGUGGACAAAGGGCAGAGGACAGCCGUGGUGGUGGACAAAGGGCAGAGGACAGCCGUGGUGGUGGACAAAGGGCAGAGGACAGCCGUGGUGGUGGACAAAGGGCAGAGGACAGCCGUGGUGGUGGACAAAGGGCAGAGGACAGCCGUGGUGGUGGACAAAGGGCAGAGGACAGCCGUGGUGGUGGACAAAGGACAGAGGACAGCCGUGGUGGUGGACAAAGGGCAGAGGACAGCCGUGGUGGUGGACAAAGGGCAGAGGACAGCCGUGGUGGUGGACAAAGGGCAGAGGACAGCCGUGGUGGUGGACAAAGGGCAGAGGACAGCCGUGGUGGUGGACAAAGGACAGAGGACAGCCGUGGUGGUGGACAAAGGGCAGAGGACAGCCGUGGUGGUGGACAAAGGGCAGAGGACAGCCGUGGUGGUGGACAAAGGGCAGAGGACAGCCGUGGUGGUGGACAAAGGGCAGAGGACAGCCGUGGUGGUGGACAAAGGGCAGAGGACAGCCGUGGUGGUGGACAAAGGGCAGAGGACAGCCGUGGUGGUGGACAAAGGGCAGAGGACAGCCGUGGUGGUGGACAAAGGGCAGAGGACAGCCGUGGUGGUGGACAAAGGGCAGAGGACAGCCGUGGUGGUGGACAAAGGGCAGAGGACAGCCGUGGUGGUGGACAAAGGACAGAGGACAGCCGUGGUGGUGGACAAAGGGCGGAGGACAGCCGUGGUGGUGGACAAAGGGCAGAGGACAGCCGUGGUGGUGGACAAAGGGCAGAGGACAGCCGUGGUGGUGGACAAAGGGCAGAGGACAGCCGUGGUGGUGGACAAAGGGCAGAGGACAGCCGUGGUGGUGGACAAAGGGCAGAGGACAGCCGUGGUGGUGGACGUGGAAAUUCCAAGCGAUGUGUACCACAGUAUCUCAGUAUACCACAGUAUCUCAGUAUACCACAGUAUCUCAGUAUACCACAGUAUCUCAGUAUACCACAGUAUCUCAGUAUACCACAGUAUCUCAGUAUACCGCAGUAUCUCAGUAUACCGCAGUAUCUCAGUAUACCACAGUAUCUCAGUAUACCACAGUAUCUCAGUAUACCACAGUAUCUCAGUAUACCACAGUAUCUCAGUAUACCGCAGUAUCUCAGUAUACCACAGUAUCUCAGUAUACCACAGUAUCUCAGUAUACCACAGUAUCUAA